UGUCUGCCUUGAAUUUCUGUAACAAGUUGUGAGUUUUUGUUGAUGUUAAAUGUUGACAAAACUGUUUUGUUGUGUUAUUAUGUGAUAGUUAAUAUUUUUUUAGGUUGUUAUUGGUUUAUAAAAUGGUUUAGUACUGUUACCAUGUGUGAAAGUGUUAAGUUUUUCAAGCAAUUAGCUGUGUUCUGUACUUCAAACAACAUCAAAGGGACAGGUAUUUCUAAGACUGUUAAAUGUCACUGUGGCGGAGAGUUUGGCGAGGGUUGAGGUGACAGCAGCUUCACCAGAGACUUACCGAUCUUCCGUCCGAGACUCCUUCCACUGGCGACACCGCUUGCUGGCGUGAUGGCUAGUGAGAGGGUCGCGCUGCGUCUGCAAUGAGCGAUCCUGUCACAGACUCUUCUACCAUCACUUUCCACCAGAACUCGCCCAGACCCCCUGUUGUACCCGGAGAGGAGACGUGUGGUGGUGUACAGUCGCCGGCCGCUGGAUGGGGUGGCAGGUACGGUCACGGUGGCAGCCCUGUGCCCACCCCUCGGCGGAGCACGCUCACUCACCACGUCACAUUGCCAGAAGGUGCUGCACCGCUGGGGUUCGAACCGGAGGGAUGCAGUUCCCCGAGGGGCGGGACAGGAGGGGAGGAUCGUUACUCUCCCCCCUCUUGUCUCCGCUGGGCUCAGAACCUUCCGUCGCUGUUAGAAGACCCGGACGGUGUAGAACUGUUCAGACGAUACCUGGAGAGCGAGGGACGGAGCCACGCAGACACACUGCUGUUCUGGUUCGCAUGCGAAGGGCUGCGGAAACAGUCGGACCCCGACAAGAUCUCUCAACUUGUCAGAGUAAUAUACAGGAAAUACUUUCUCAAAACGCAGCUCGGUAUACCAGAAGAUCUGCGGUUGUCGGUAAUGCGCAGGAUCAAAGCUGGAACAGACUUGGACUGCGGAGUGUUCAACGAAAGUCAACGAGAAGUGGAGCGAAUCAUCACAGAGACCACUUACCCAAACUUCCUGCGGUCGGAAAUCUACCUCAACCAUGUGCAAGCGAUGCAAAAUGGCUCUAGUUCCUGCAGUGGCAGUGGCAGUGGUAGCGGGUCUAGCAGUGGGGGUGUCACGGCCGCUCCCCCCACCAUGUUGGCCACUGUACAUGAAGACUCGGAACUAGUGGAGCCCCCUCUCCCCCUCCCCCUCACAAGAGACAUGCUGCUGGCCACACAGAAGAGACGAGCCGUCGACUUGCGGCCCAAGCCCGAAGCUUACGCUGGUGUGUAUUUGCCAAACCUCGGCAAGGCGAGGAUGGCUUACUCGUCUUACAAUCCAGUCUCCCGACAAGACUCGGAGCUGCAAAGUCUCAGCUCGGACGCACGGACGGAGUCUGACAACAUGUCACUGACUGACAGUUCUGUGGAUGGAGUUUCCAGCAGCGGACAUCACAGGUUCUCCCGUAAGCAAUAUCGUCAGCAUUGUCGUCAGGUUAAAGAGUCAGCCACUCUCAACCGAGACAUGCAUGUACAUCACACGUUCAUCCCUCGUACACAGAGAAUACAGAAGGAACAGGUACAUCCUAUGAAGCCAGACCAAUUUGCUUCAAUUUUAAUUGAGAAGUUGGAAAACGUCAAGAGGAACCAAGAAGCACAAGAAAUUUUAGACCGAAAGUUGUCAGAGGCUGAAACAUGUUCACCAGCUGAUUUCUCAGCAGCAAUACAGCGAAGUUUGUCUGAGACGAUUAGAGAAAAACUGCAACUUGAAGACGACAAUGUACAAGACAUCCUAGACCAGCAUGUGUCCAGAGUGUGGUCAGAUUUGACCCCGUCAAGGUCACCAGGUGUGUCGUCUCCAAGACCCAAGAGUCCUCCUCACCGCAGGUCUGCCCAGCCACUCAACAAGGCCGGCUGCGGUUCCAGUCUUCCGUCCCAUGUCAACGUCGCUCCCAACCCGUACCAGUCUCGGCCAUACUCACGGUACCCCCGGAAAGACAAGGACGUGUUCUCUACGUUCUCGUCAGACUCAGGUAACGUCCACGACUUCACAGAAGGUUCUGAACAUAGGAUGCACAUGCCCAAAAGCAAGUCCAUGCCUGACUACAACGACGCUUACUCCCAGGUCCCUGGUCAUGACAAUAGGCUCCGCCAGAGCCGAAAGUGGAGCAGCAAGAAGACGGAGUUGACGGACAGUGGAGUCAGCGUGGUUAGUGAUACUCCCCCAGUCAGUGUGGUCUCACAGUUCAAGGACAGCCGUGUGCUGUCCUGGCUGAUGGAGAGUGGCCCAGUGACAGAAGGUCGGUCAUCACAGGACAGCAGUGUUGCAUCACUACACCGUCGCCGCAGCGCCUCGCCGCCCGCACCUGCUCAGCCAUUUGUAGCCGAUCCUUCCAUGCCGCCGCUGCCUUCACCACACACAGCCACACAGCUGGAGGAGGCUCGGCGGAGACUCAUGGAAGACGAGAGUCGGAAAGCGAGAGUCAGCAGGCUGGGUGUGUGUGGGUCUCAGUCCGGCGGGUCUACGUUGCGUCGGGCGAGCGCUGGUGGCCGCAACGUCCCCCCUCCUCCCACCACUGGCACAGCUACUUACACCACUGUUGUGUUUUCCUUCUGUGACGAGCAAGUGCCUUACCGCACCAAGAUACCGGCUCGUCAGGUCACACUGCGUCAGUUCAAGGAGUAUCUGCCUAAGAAAGGAUCCUACAGGUAUUUCUUCAAGACGGAGUGUGAAGACCUUGACAUGAAGGUUAUUCAAGAGGAAGUGACAGACGACAACGACGUUUUGCCGCUGUGGGAAGGGAAGAUCAUGGCACAAGUGAAGGCUGCAGACUGAGGGAGAAGAAACUACAGAAAUUCAAGACAGACUGUUAAACCCCAGAAACUUAAAUUAAUACAGACUCAUCAAAAGCUACGGAAGUCUAAUCCACAGGGUGUCUCGCCUUAUUUUUAGUGAAGUUUUGGUUUUAAUUUUUUUUACACAGUUCAGCAGGAAAGACUAGGUGUAAACGCUCACAUUGUUUCAGGUACCGAUGAAAAGAGACAUUACGAACACUCGUCGGUUUCCUGAAUCGAAUUGAUCGCUUCGAUCGCUCGACCUCUUGUACAGUGUACGACGUGUAUUUAUUUUAUUUGCCGACCUUGUUUUAAAAUCGUGCCUUAGUCGUAAAGCGAAUUUGCACAACUGUUCAUAUCGGUUUAAGUUUUCAUAUUUUUGUAUUGAAUACUUUCUUCUUUCAGUUCCUUGUCAUCUACAAAGUGUUCAAUAGACAAUUGGAAAUAUUGUAUUUAAUUUAAGUUGACAAAGAGUUGGAUAAUGGAUGAUGGGGAAUGAGGUGCAAUAAUACUUGUGUAUGUUUGGAAAUUGGAAUCACCUGAAAUAUUUACUGAAUUGUAUUUUAAAAAGGGUGUGCAAUUAUUUAAAAAUAUAUAAGGACUUAUUUUGGAAAGAAUAGAGUUCAGUUAGCUUAUCUGGGAAAAUUUAAGCUGGAAAAACAAUUGAAGGAUUCUCUUCAAUCUACUCCCUUAAGAAGUUCUACAGUAACGAAAUGUCAAUAUUCUUUUGUAUGACCUUUUAUUGUAUAUCUGUAAGUCCCUGAACUUAAUUUUCCCAUUUAAACAUCUGAACUCGUACCCUUCAUAAAAAACUCUUUGAUCAGGACAAAAACUGCCUGUUAAUGACAUGUCAGUUCAUGUUCUUUUACACAUUGUAGGUGGUUGAAUGUUUGCUCGGUGUGUUCCCUUGAAAUAAACAUUUUUUAAAGGAUUACCACUAAAUAUAUUUCAAAAUUUCUCCAUCAUCCAAUUUUUAUCACAUAUUUUGUUCCUUUCUCUUGUCAGUUUCUAUGUUCAAAUUAGUUUAAAUCGUAAGUGUUACGCUCAAAUCACUCGUGUUUGAGUAUUUAAUCGACAACAAGUUCCUGACUUAACUUGUUUGUUUAGUUGUAAAUUGUUUCUUGUGCUGUUUUUGUUGUAAGGCAGCUGCCGUGAAUGCCUAGGGUAGGUGGCUGGUUGAGAAUUAACAAUGUAAUUUUGUUACAGUUGACAGACGUACUUAUGUCAAAAACAUUGUGUAAGUUUAAAAUUUGAAUGCAUGUAAUACAGCUACAUUUUUUUUAUAUUUUCAUUCAGAGUCCAAGGAAUUUAUGUUGAUUAUUGAGUUAUAACAAUCAUUGCAUGUUAUAUUAUAGGCUCAACGAGCCAGCAUGUAAACUGUUUUAGCACCAAUCUUGCCUUUAUAUCAUACUAGCUGCUGUACUCGUGCUUCGCAACGGGAAGAUGUACUAUACCGCCUAAUCCAAACAUUUGUUAAGUAGUUCAAAUUUAUAAACAAAGAGCCACCAAAUCUAAACAAAAAAGUAUGACGUACAUUGUAACUGUCCUACUGUUUACAUUUAAAUAUAUAAUCAAUUUUUCAUAAUCAAUGACGUAAAUAAACCUACCACAUAGUUCUGUUGCGUAAAAUAUUUUAAUCAAUUUGUUUGGAUCGCUGGUCCGGACUAAUAAGCUUGUAGUAGUUCUAACGGUUUACAUUAAAAUGUCAAGUCAACGCAACGGUAAACAAAUAUUGUGAAUUUUUUCAUGCUUCCAUGGAGACCAAUUUUGAAACCCUCACCUCAAAACUAUGUUUGGGCUGUAUGGGUUUAGUAUUUUAGUUGUGGCAGCCGCAUGGACAAACAGACAGACACCACCUCAAUUUUAUAAUAAUACUAGCUGGCUCGACAGACGUCGUCCUUUCCUAAUGUGGUUUUAUGUCAAAUGCUCGUUCAUUUCAAGAUGAGCUCGUUCGCAUAGCUCCUUUAGGUUGAACUCGUUUGCUGCGCUCACUUGCCUUCAGGUUAGCUCGUUCGCUACGCUAACUCUCCUCCAGGUUGAAGUUCGUUCGCUAGGCUCACUCACCUUUUGUUGCAAAUUAGCUGUUUAACUUUUUAAUGCUAUUGAACGUCACCGAAUCAUACUGUUUAGUUGAACCAGCUGUUAAGAUUCUUUAAUUCCAUUUAAAUAUGAGUACUCAUAAGCUUAACAUGGGACACUCCAGAGCCACUGGGGUGGAGCCCUUUUGAUGGAUCUGCACCAAACUUCACACAAACAAUCCUUUAAUAAUGCCUGAAAGUUUCAUUACAAUCUGUUUAGCGGUUUCGGAGUCCAUAAAGGACAAAACAAACUAACCAAAAAACAAACAUACAUUGGAUUUUAUAUAGGAUAGAUAGAUUUAAAUAAAUAAACCAUGAGAAACUCGCCUCUUGAUUCCAAAAACAUUAAUAGAAACUAGACAGAAUAGAUUUUAAUAAGUUAAGCCUUAAAAUAUUACGUCAAAAUAUUCCAUUCAAUUUGCUUGCAAGAUGAAGGGGCUUAAGUACAUAGGCUAUUUACGCCACUUUGUCUUGCAAGCCUCGAAUUCUCUAAGACAAUCACACGCUCUAAGGUGGGUAUUUUUAUUUUAAGCUGAUAAUGAUUGCACAAUGACUGUAGAAUUGAGCAAGAUGAUAUGUAGGUUUGUUACUGACCUAUAAAUUAGCUAUCUCUUUAUUCGGAACCAUUUAUAUAAAGGCCAAUGACCAAGGACAGUAGGGUCCAUUUUCAAACCAUCAAAAAGCUACUGACUUUUCUCAAGAACAAACCAUCAAGCUUCUGCUUGCUAGGGGAGCACUGUAACGAAUCAGAAACAUUUUUAUAACUAGCGUCUUGUUGAACUUUAUUAUUUAAAAUACAUGCAUUAAACAUUUUUUUUAGCAUGUAUGGAGAUUUCAGUCUGCUAUGUAAACAUUACCAACCUUACCCUAGAUCAUUUGAUUUUAAUUUGAUUGUGCCUGCCUGAAAGAGAGUUGAAAACCUAGAAAUUUUUUUUUUAUUUACAAACAUAACAAAUUUCGAUUAAGGUUUAUUCAUAUCAAUCAAUGCAAUAUUAGUUUUACAUUUUGUUGAAUGUCGCCGUCCCAUAACCAGCCAUCCAACCCCUGCCAAUUAAGUAUAUUACCUCAAAUAGUUAAGGUACAAGUGCUAAAGUUUAACUUUGUAUAUAUUUUUUACAAUCGGAUGCUUGCUACAUUUUAAUAUUGUUUUUUAAUUUUAAGUAUUUAUGAAAGUUAAAUACAAAUCGAACGAGAAGUGUACGGGCGGUUAGUUAAUGUAUUUUAAUUUUAAAUGUUUAGUAUAUGUAUUUUUUUAGUAAUUUAUAAAAUUUGUAAUUGUGACAUAGUAGGUCUAUAUAUAUUUGUCCUAGGUUAUUUCUAAGAAAAACUGUGUUUUCAGUUUGUAUAGCACAAAACUGUAAUCAAAAUUCUGUGAACUGUUUUUGACCAAUUAAGACGUUCAAGAUCAAAAGUCGAACUAGAGAAAUUGAACUUUUUAAAUAUUUUUUAUUUUUUAACAAUGUCAAACCUCAAUUUGACCCUUAAGAAUAUUUGUAAGUAAUUUAUUUUAUUAACAACAUUAACUGAUGUCAAUAAAACGUUUUUAGGUA
Macrosteles quadrilineatus (aster leafhopper) is the source of this 6434-nucleotide messenger RNA. RefSeq names its product axin-like. The coding region runs from base 375 to 2807 and encodes 810 amino acids. The record is from RefSeq and is a predicted model, not a curated record. Gene Ontology annotation, biological process: negative regulation of canonical Wnt signaling pathway. The transcript is spliced from 18 exons. NCBI's taxonomy places the organism in Eukaryota, Metazoa, Arthropoda, Insecta, Hemiptera, Cicadellidae.